AUGAACCUCUCCUUCACAGAAAAGUCUUCCUCCAGCGAAAAGAUGUCCAAAUUUAUUCAAGAACGUCUUUCGCAUGUGGAAAAGAAUUUUGGGGCUUUAUGUGCUACUUUCAGUUCCUACGCUAGAAAAACUGCAAAAAUUAGAGAUAAAGGUGAUGAACUCUCAAAACAGAUUUCCAGUUAUGUUGAGACUGAAGUUUUAAAUCCUUCAUCAAAAGAACAAUUGACUUUAUUUGCUGAAACUUUAUCAACUAUUCAAGACUACAGACAAGCACAGGUUCAACGCCUCGAUGCCAAUGUAAUCAAACAUUUUGCAUCUUAUGGGUUAAAAUGUAAAAAUAAAAAGAAUGAGCUGAGGGCUUCAUUUGGAGCACAACAACUUGAAGAGAGAAAAAAACAAGACCUCAACAAACUAAUGCAUAAAAAUCCAUCCAGUCAAUUUCAGAUUGUAUCCUCCAAGGCAAAAUCUGAAUUGGCUAAAGCCAGUGCAGAUGCUUCUGUUGCCAGUAAAACAUUAGAAAAAGAAAUGGAUGUUUUUGAGCUGCAAAAAUUGACAGACAUGAAGAAACUGCUGAUGAAUUUUGUGAAUAUUGAAAUGACAUUUCACUGUAAAGCACUAGAGUUAUACACACAAUGUUACCAAAACCUCUCGGAAAUAAAUGUUGAUAAAGAUCUUGAGGGAUUUCGAAAACAUAUUCACCCACCAAUGUCUGCAUCACGAUUGGAAAUAGCUCGUAAAAUAUCUGCUGGAAAUAUCACUCCUGUGAAAUCUGUUAUCAGCCCAAGUAACAGGCAACCCAGUGUUAUGACCUACACUGAAGAUGAUGAUGACGAAGAUGAUGAUGAUGAUGAUGAUGAAUAUGAUGAAGGUAGCAGCAGUAAUGACAGUGAAGAUCUUAGACCAUCAGCUCCCAAAGAAAGUUACCAGAAAAAGUAA
This is a messenger RNA of Acanthosepion pharaonis, 936 nucleotides long. NCBI's taxonomy places the organism in Eukaryota, Metazoa, Mollusca, Cephalopoda, Sepiida, Sepiidae. The record is from the annotation of a GenBank genome assembly.